This is a messenger RNA of Camponotus floridanus (Florida carpenter ant), 772 nucleotides long. It is a transcript of the gene Blos4, whose product is annotated as biogenesis of lysosome-related organelles complex 1 subunit 4. The transcript is spliced from 4 exons. Gene Ontology annotation, cellular component: BLOC-1 complex. The record is from RefSeq and is a predicted model, not a curated record. Bases 249 to 722 code for a protein of 157 amino acids. Lineage: Eukaryota; Metazoa; Arthropoda; Insecta; Hymenoptera; Formicidae.
ACUGACGUUUGACGUUUGAGUCUGCGAUGACAAUAAAGAGAAAAUAUGUACGAGUUUUCAGAUUAAUGAAUUGCCUUCGCGAUCACGAUUUAAUAUUUUACUUACAUUGAAUGAUAUAUCAGAACCGGGACAUGUUUAAUAUUUUUUAAUACGAUAACAAAUCGUUUUAUACAUACGUUUUAAACUUAUAUGUUUUUAACCUAUAAUAUACAUACUUUUUGUGUAUUUAAUUGCGUAUUAUUAGUAAAAUGUCAUCUUCUCAUACGACAGAAUUGACUGAACAAUUAGUUAAAGAUUAUGCGAAUUAUGCCAAAGUGGAUUGGGACAAUCAGAUGAAAAAUUUCCGUGACAUUGUUGAAGAUACAUUGAUUCGACUAGAGGAGUUUCAAUCAAUUGUUACAAUGGUGGAGAAUGGCAGUACAGAGUGCAUACAGCAGCAUCUCCCAAAAUUGCAACACAUGAAAGAUGGUAUGGCGAGUCUUUGUAAAAGAAUAGAUGCAUUGGAACAUGUCGUCGCAAUGGCCAAUAUAAAUUUAAGUUCGUUAGAAGCUGCUGUAGACAAAGCAGAAGCUGAAUUAGGCGUAUCAGAUAGAUUAUUUGGGAUACUAAACCCUUUAUCAUUCUUUAAAAAAACAACUCAAGAACCUGUAGUGUCAAAUGCAACACCAAUGUAUAAAUCACCAGUAAUUUACAGGUCUGAUGACUAUUUUCAAAGAGAAUAAAAUACAUGUACAUAUGAAUAGAAAGUUUGAGAAUCAUAUAUAAUAUAUCU